Messenger RNA from Venturia canescens, 855 nucleotides. Its product is annotated as G-protein coupled receptor Mth2-like. Gene Ontology annotation, molecular function: G protein-coupled receptor activity. The record is from RefSeq and is a predicted model, not a curated record. The transcript has a single exon. Bases 1 to 855 code for a protein of 284 amino acids. Lineage: Eukaryota; Metazoa; Arthropoda; Insecta; Hymenoptera; Ichneumonidae.
AUGUGGUUAAAUAACAUUAAACUUGCAUUAUCGCUGAUAACCAUUCUGACGAGCUGCUCAGGAACGAAUAAUAUUUCGAUGAAUGGAGAAGAGCUGAAACGUCCGUGUUUAAAGUCACUCGCGAUGUCGAUUUCCGACAUUGAUUUGGAGACAAUUUAUCCAAACGGAACGUUGCUCCACGAGGGUAUAUUGUAUCCUCCCAAAUGGUAUUGGCACGAGGAAAACGUAACUUAUGCUUGCUUGUGCGAAAUAACUUCGCAUUGUAUACGAAAGUGUUGCCCGAGUAAUGAAAUAUUGGCGGGAAGUUUAAUCCUUGAGUGCGUAAAUAAUGACAAGAGCGAUAAAGGAAUUGGUGAAAUCGCGUUGCUGCGUUCAGAGCUCGCUCAAGAUUUAAGAAAUUUGAGUCGAAUCGAGGAUCACUUUGUACUCGUGAAAAAUCAGUAUCGAUGUCCAAACGGAAAAUACAAACUCGAGCCUGAAAAAUAUGACGAGGAUAGAUUCGUCCUUCAGUCGAACGGUACCCUCGUCACUGGCGAUAAUAUUUUUCCACAGUGGAAAUAUUGCUUGGACGUGCACGAAAAUCACCCUGGCGUAAGAGUUCUCGUGUGUCAUAAUCCCGAAGUACCGGAAAUCGUCGUUGGUCGAAUUAUUUAUCCCUUUGGAAUAGUAAUUUCAAUACCAUUCUUACUUGCAACACUAUUCGUUUAUGCCGUUAUUCCUGAAUUAAAGAAUCUUUACGGGAUGACACUCAUGUGUUACGUCGGCUGUCUCGUCGUUGCUUAUAGCCUCUUCGCUUCGGCAAACUUGAUUUAUACUGGAAAUACCCUUUGCGUUACGAUUGGUAAGUCUUUAUGA